Messenger RNA from Acanthochromis polyacanthus (spiny chromis), 5308 nucleotides. RefSeq names its product ERC protein 2-like. Gene Ontology annotation, cellular component: cytoskeleton of presynaptic active zone. NCBI's taxonomy places the organism in Eukaryota, Metazoa, Chordata, Actinopteri, Pomacentridae. The transcript is spliced from 18 exons. The coding region runs from base 471 to 3866 and encodes 1131 amino acids. Gene Ontology annotation, molecular function: structural constituent of presynaptic active zone. The record is from RefSeq and is a predicted model, not a curated record. Gene Ontology annotation, biological process: maintenance of presynaptic active zone structure; regulation of synaptic plasticity; neuromuscular synaptic transmission.
CAACCAUCCAAUCGUUGCUGUUCGUCGCUGCUCCACCGCUGCGCUCGGUCGCACGCACACGCGCCAGCUGGGAGUGCGCGCCCACGCGGACCUGAUGGCAGGACAGGUCAUGAGCUGAGCCGAUGAGAUCAUGGAGUCCGCGCCGAGAUCGGACGGGGAACGGUCGGGACCUCACGGUGAUGGAGAAGUGCCUGUCCGAAUCCAUGAUGUCCUGCGCUGUAGCUGAAAUCACAAGACCUCUGGCUCGUAAGUCUGGGAGCCCUGCAGCCAACAGUCACUUUAUUCUAAAAGAACUAAAUAAGACUCAGCCUCAAGCCCUAACCAGUCAGGCAUGGACAGGUGAAAACUGAGAGGUCAAGAGGUGGCCUUUAUUUUUUCUGUUAUUCGUUCUUGAUCCAUAAAAGGACAUGAAAAUAUUCCCCGCUCUAACAAUUUCUUGUGAGAUGUCAUAUUUUGCCAUAUAAAAAAAAAUGCCUUUAAAUAUUCGAGCGAAGCCCUCGCAGAGCAAGCUGUCUGCUGCUGCAAAGAGUAGUGGGCACACUGAUGGCAGCACAUCUCAUUCACGCUUCUCCAGGUCUCCUAAACAUGGUAAAGGGAAACAGGCUGUAAGCUCAGCACCGGGGUCUCGCUCGGGGCUAGAACCAGGUUCUGUGUCAGGGGGUCUUCCUGCAACAGCAUCUAAACUGACUACGGGUCAAGGAUCGAUGUCCAGGCCGGGUUCUAAAAUCAAGGCCGGCACAGCGGCAGACAAAGGUUCAACUCGUGGCUCAGCAACGGCUCCAGGAGGCAAAACCUUAUCUAUGGAGAACAUCCAGUCUUUGAGUGCCGCCUACGCCACUUCCGGCACCAUGUAUCCCAGCGAGCGAGAGGCCUUGGAACCCUCCGGUGGGUACCCCAAAGGCACCAUGACGCUGGGAAGAAGCACCAGCCGCUCCUCCUACACUGGCCGGACAACAGCCAUGGGAAGCAGCCCGAACAUCGCCUCCUCUGGGACGCAUCACUCAUCCGACCACUGCGGAGACCAAACCUUGCUUUCUGUGGGGGCCUCCAGUUUGCGGCGUCAGUCUGGGAGACAUGCGCAGGUCCUGGAUUCGACCGGACGGGGAGAGGUUUCCACAUUUGACCUCCACACUCAGCUGAGGGAUCUGCAGAGAGAGAAUGACAACCUGCGGAGAGAACUGGAUGUAGGGAGGGAUGGAAGGACGGGCCCCAGCACGAACAAUGUCAACUUUUGGAGCCCAGAUAUAAAGAGAGACAAAGGGGUGAGGCGGGAUGAGGGAGUGAGGACCUCAGUUGUGAAGGACCAGUACAGGACGACCCAAGAGGAUGUGCAGCCUGGGGAUAUCAGAAGAAACAAGCAGCUUCCGUUAACAGUUCAGGAGCUUCAGGAGGAGCUGAGGGCUCACAGGGAGAUGAACAGCCGCUUGCAGCAACAGCGGCUGCAGGGGAACUCUGGCUCCUAUAGAGAACUCCAUAUGGACCAGGAUCAGAGAGGGGGGCUCGGUUCUGGCCACAGUCCCAGGCAAAGCCCCAGCAACCUGCAUGGUCCUGGACCAAAGAACAGCCCCAGAGCCAGCCCAUCCAACACCUACAAUCCAAGGCAACAGGAAGCUGACAUCAUCAUUCACAGUCCUGGGUAUGGCUGUAACACUGCAGUAGCCGCGCAGAGAAUCAGUCCAGCCAACACCCUCCAGCCUGGGCCGAGGAACAGCCCAAGUCAGCCCCUCUACAGCCCCAACCAAGCUCCGGCAGUGGUGCCCGGCUCCAUUUCCCUCCGGCCCUGUAGCCCCUGUCAGGUGCCUGGGUGUGACGGCUUUUCGUCACCUCCUCCCCUGGACCCGUCGGAGGAGAACUUCUUCCGACUGCAGUCGGAGCACGAGCGACAGGCCAAGGAGCUGUUCCUGCUGAGAAAGACCAUGGAGGAGAUGGAGAUGAGGAUCGACUCUCAGAAGCAGACGCUGGGUGCCCGAGACGAGAGCAUCCAGAGGCUUUUGGAGAUGCUUCAGGGACAGGGUCAAGGUCAGAGCCACUGGGGACGGGGACAGCGGACAGGCAUCAUCACCAUGGCAGCACAGGAGGCUGAAGCUCAGCUGGAGAACAUGCAUGUCAGAGAGGACACCAAGAUCUCUUCCCUGGAGAGGAACAUCAGAGACUUAGAGGAUGAGGUCCAGAUGUUAAAGACCAGCGGCCUGCUGCACCCUGAUGACAGGCAGGAUGAGCUCAAGCAGGUGGAGGUCUACAAGAGCCAUUCUAAAUUCAUGAAGACGAAGGAGCAGGCCUUGUCACCAUGUGUGUCUUCCAUCAGACCAGCUCCCACCUUCCUCCUCCCCACCCAACAGCCUUGGAUCACAGAACAAGCAGAAAUCGAGCAGCUGAAGCAGGAGCUGAACAGGAAGGAGUCAGAGAUGCAGGCCCUGCAGACCAAACUAGAAACACUCACCAAUCAGAACUCCGACUGCAAGCAACACAUCGAGGUGCUAAAAGAGUCGCUCAGUGCCAAGGAGCAACGCGCCAACACGCUGCAGACUGAGGUAGAUGCUCUGCGGGUGCGUCUGGAAGAAAAGGAGCAGUUCCUGACCAAGAAGACCAAGCAGCUGCAGGAUUUGAAUGACGAAAAGAGCACGCUGACAGGAGAAAUCAGAGACAUGAAAGACAUGCUGGAUGUCAAGGAGAGAAAAGUCAAUGUCCUGCAGAAGAAGAUUGAGAACCUGUUGGAACAGUUAAAGGAUAAGGACAAACAGCUGGCUGGAUUGAGGGAAAGGGUUCAGGGCCUUCAAACUGAUUCCAGCAAUACGGAUACAGCUUUGGCCACACUGGAAGAGGCUUUAUCAGAAAAGGAGCGAGUGAUUGAGAACCUCCGGGAGCAGAAGGAUCGGGAGGACAGGGUUCGGCUAGAGGAAAUGGAACAGAUGAGGAAGGAGAACCAGGAGUUAAAAGAGAAACUCUCAGCCCUGCAACCCCAGAAACUGCCUCAGAGCCAGACUGCUAACCCCAUCCCAACACAGAACCAGAGGGCUGAUGGAGAGGUGCAAGCCAAAGUAGAUGGACUUCCAACAGUGAAUCCCACGACUCAAAACAAGGAAGAGGCAGUCAGGAUGUGUCCAGACAUCACGGAUCGUCUGAGGCUUCUCGAGCAGGAAGUUGCACGCUACAGAGAAGAAUCUGGUAAAUCCCAAGCUGAGGUGGAGAGGCUGAUGGGAGCUCUGAGGGACGCUGAGAUGGACAAAUCAUGCAAGGAGAAGAAAAUUACUGAUCUUGAGAGGCAAAUCAAGUCUCCUAACAUUCAGAAGCAGAUGGUUCUGGGUGAGAUGAGGAAAGAUGCCCUGACUGAUGGACAUCCGCACUCUUUAUCGCAGCUGGAGGAGCUGAUGGGGGCUUUGGAGAAGACACGGCAGGAGCUUGAUGCCACCAAACUGCGACUGUCCUCUACGCAGCAAUCCCUGCACGAGAGAGACGGACACCUGAACAGUAUGCGGCAGGAGAGACGCAAACAGCUCGAGGAGAUUUUGGAGAUGAAGCAGCAGGCUUUGCUGGCAGCCAUCAGUGAGAAGGAUGCUAACAUUGCCCUGCUGGAGUUAUCGUCCUCCAAACGCAAGAAGGCCCAGGAGGAAGUGAUGGCUUUAAAAAGGGAAAAGGACAGGCUCAUGCACCAGCUCAAACAGCAGACUCAGAGCAGAAUGAAGCUGAUAGCGGAUAACUACGAGGAAGAUUACAUCCAUCCCCAGCACCACCCCCAUCAUUCGCACCACUUGCAUCCGGCAAACGUGCAUCACCGAAGCCUUCCCAGAGGGCCCCCCCAUACCAACCACCGGCCCCCCAUGGACCAGGUCAAUAUGAAUGAUGAUGAAGAAGGAAUAUGGGCAUGAUGACCACUACCGUGGGAGCCCGCAUCCGUUUGUUCACACUGCUUGUGGAAGCAGACACCAUGAGGUUGGACAGCUUCUGCUACAGAUUCAUCGGCCCAUGUGUUCCCACAAUCAUGACAACCAAGCAUAUAUACAGAAACGCUCCACUCACCAUUACAACGUGUUGAGGUCGAGUUCAGCGAUCAGAGGGUCAUAAACUCUCCAUCUUACCACUGAAUGUCAGCAUCACUGACAAAUGCAGUGACCCAUUGAGGACCUGGGCCCAUGGUGAGCAAAUGUCCCCAACCAGGACAUCGACCACAUGCAUGAAGUUUCAAGGUAUUGUCCACUGCCUUCAUUUUCCUCACUGUUGAAAACAUUGGAAGCUGGAUUUAUUUUACAGUAUCGUGGUGCUACAGAGUCCUGGCUUCACAUCGACCGACAGCCGCUACGCUACUAUCAACUGUGAACGUGGCUAAGCUGAGCCAGUGGAACUAGCUGCAAACUCAUGCCAAGCCUAGACUGGUUUACGAAGGCAUGAAUGUGCUUACUUCUGCAGCUAAAUAUCAGACUUUUGUAAAUACGACAACAUGGACCUCAAAAUCCACAAUCCACAGAAACCUUUUCAAUGUACCGUGCCAAAGGAGACUACCGAAACGGGACAGCAAACGAAUCCUUCCUCAUCUGAGACUACCCAAUAAACCGCCCCUAGUUACGCAUUAGUCUAUCUCCCCACUUCCUGCAGAGAGAUCAGCUAAAAAAAAUGUUUUUAAAAAGGCACAUUUGAGCUUGAGGAUGCCUCACGUAAAGAUUAAGGAUCAGCUUCUAGCAUCUCAAAUAAUCAGGACCUUAAUUAACAGAGAAGGAAGCACAGCUGACCUCAAAUGAGCCAGCUUACUGUCUGUUUAUACAUUUCUCCUCGUGUGCUUUUAGCCUGCUGUGGGCUUGUUUAAUGAACCAAUAUCAUGUUCUGUUUGAUUUUCUACAGCUGAAACAAUUUGAGUGCCACUCUUUUUUUUCUUUUUGAAAUUAUAACAGCUGUGUGACUUAUUAUGCUGAUGAGUGAUGUGUUAUUUCGUUGUCUAUUGAUCUGUUCAAUCUGAGUGGCUAAUCUGAUUAUAAUGAAGUGACUUGCAUUUUACAGCACUGUGUCAUUACUUUUUUUUUCACUGUACUGGAGGUUGACCUUAGGUGACGGUAAUGCACAGUAUUGUUGUGAUUUAACUCAACAGUAUAACAGUGUUUCCAUCUGGCCGUUACCUAAUAUGUACAGUUUUUGUACAAUAAGUGUGUGUACGUGUGUGUGUGUGUGUGUGUGUGUGUGUGUGGUUCUGUGCUGCUCUGUUGGUUGUGAUGACUGUGAAAGUUUGGGGGGUAACAGUAUUCACCCUUGACUUGUUCCACGGUGUUUUGCAGUGGUCAGCUUGUUUCUGUCGUUUGAAUAAAAGCUGUUUUCACAAGAA